Messenger RNA from Dracunculus medinensis (Guinea worm), 1281 nucleotides. The record is from the annotation of a GenBank genome assembly. Lineage: Eukaryota; Metazoa; Nematoda; Chromadorea; Rhabditida; Dracunculidae.
AUGGGGAAUAUAAACACGGUUGGGCCAAAUGAAGCGCUUAUUAUUUCUGGAGGAUGGUGUGGAAGUACCACGAAAAAAAUGAUAAUCGGCAGUUGGGGGUGGUCUUGGUGGUUUGUAUCCAAUGUACAACGUUUAUCAUUAGAAAUAAUGACCUUAAAUCCGCGUUCCGAAUGUGUCGAAACCGCUCAAGGAGUACCUUUAACGGUUACCGGAGUGGCACAGGUGAAGGUAAUGACAGAGCAUGGUCUUUUGGAAAUCGCUUGUGAGCAAUUCCUUGGCAAAUCAGUUAGCCAUAUUCAAGCAGUUAUACUGCAAACGUUGGAAGGUCAUUUGCGAGCAAUACUUGGAACAAUGACCGUUGAAGCUGUGUAUAAGGAUCGUGACAAAUUUGCUCAAUUAGUGCGAGAAGUAGCUGCACCAGAUCUUGGUCGAAUGGGGAUAGAAAUACUUUCUUUUACUAUUAAAGAUGUUGUUGAUGCUGUUGAUUAUCUAGAGUCUUUAGGAAAGACUCAAACUGCGGCCAUUAAGAAAGAUGCAGCAAUUGGUGUUGCUGAAGCAGAUCGCGAUGCAGGAAUUGUUGAAGCAGAAUGCCAGAAAGUUGCAGCUGAUGCAAAAUAUGAAGUAGAUGCUAACAUUGCAAAGGCAAAAAAAGAGUUUGAUAUGCAACAGGCUGAAUUUGAUGUUCAAGUCGCUACUAAAAAAGCAGAAGCGGAAUUGGCAUAUAAUUUGCAAAAAGCACGCCUCAUGCAAUCGAUUCGCGAGGAGGAAAUUAAAAUCGAUGUUAUUGAACGACGGAAGAAUAUUACCAUUGAAGAGAAGGAAGCGGAACGAAUGGAGCAAGAACUUUUUUCCACUGUUCGAUUACCUGCUGAAGCUGAAACAUAUCGAAUACAAACUGUAGCCCUGGGUGAAAAGAAGCGCGUUAUCGAAAUUGCAAUGGCUGAAGCAAAUGCUUCCAAGAAGAUAGGCGAGGCACAAGCCGUUGUAAUCGAAGCAAUUGGUAGAGCUGAAGCUGAGCGUUUAAAACUUCGUGCUGAGGCUCUGAAAAAUUAUGAGAAAACAGCAACAAUGGCUAUGGCUCUUGAAAAAAUCCCCGAGAUUGCUGAAAGUAUUACGAAACCGCUUAAAAAAACAAGUGAAGUACUUAUUGUGGGAAGUACUGAUAACAUCACCGGUGCUAUAACCAAACUUGCGGCCACAUUACCGAAUUCUUUAAAGGCUGUGACGGGAUUUGAUGUUACAAACACAUUAAAGAAUGUGAUUGGAGUUACUAACAACUGA